UGCUGUAGGAAGUUUUCAGUGAACCGAUUGUUUGAGAAAGUUUAUUGCGUUUUGUGAAAUGACGUUUUCAAGUGACUAGACAUGCCAAGUUGGAGGCCUGAUUGCUUCAGAGGGUCUGUUUAUGAACCAUAUCCUAUCAAGCUACGUCCAGCUGAAGAUGUUGUCACAGGAAGACAGGACAUAGAUGAAGACCGACGGGGUAUAGCUGUGGUUGAGCUUCACAAGAAGGAAGGAUGUGGACUUGGACUCAUCAUAUCUGGAGGUACAGACAAACAGAUUCGACCACAGAUAACCAAUCUGAGACCAGGCAGCAUAGCCCACCGAUCGGACUCGCUGACUGUGGGUGAUUACAUUCUAUCUGUGAACGGGAUAAGGACAGCCAGUCUAAAACAUGAUGAAAUUAUUAACCUGUUGAAAAACGCUGGAGAGAGGAUAAUACUAGAAGUGGAAUAUGAAAUCCCCGAGACUGCCCAGACGUCGUUCUCCGUCCAGAGCAAGUGUCACGACCUGUCGCUGGACAAGGACAGUACAGGGUUUGGUUUCAUCAUCCGAGGGGGGAUGGACGUCGAUCGUAUGAGAGCUCACCCACACACAGUCACAGCAAUCAGGCCUGGCGGGGCCGCAGAUAGAGAAGGCUCGAUAAAGGAAGGAGACAGAAUCCUGGCUGUGAACAACUACAAAGUCUGCCACCUCAGUCUGUCAGAGACGAUGUCGCUGCUGCAGCAGUGUGAGAGUGAGACUGUGUUCACUGUGGAGUACGACGUGUCGGUCAUGGACUCUGUUCAGAAUGCAUCUGGUCCAUUGUUGAUUGAGAUUGACAAGAUACCAGGAUCUGCUCUGGGCAUUGCCCUCUCUCAGAGCUCACACGAGGGCCGGAGCUGUGUGUGUGUGGAUGUCAUACGACCCAUGAGUAUCGCUGACAGGAGUGGCGCUCUUCACGUCGGAGACCACAUUCUGUCAAUAGAUGGUGCCAGUGUGGAGCACAUGUCUGUGGUAGAGGCAAGCCAGCUGCUCAAGUCGGGGCCCGAGGAUCACAUCAAGUUGGAGAUUCUCCCCGUCACGCAUCUUGAGUACAAGGCUUCUCGCGAGAAACUCGGACGACCAUGCACCUCGCUUGUCCCUGCUCUUUCAUCUCCAACUAUUUCGUCCUCGAUCCACAAUGGGUUUGGUACUUUGCCAAUCCGCAGCAGCAACACGAUGACUGUGUCAACAUCGUCAACAUUUGGCACUCUGCCAGGGCGCAGGGUUGCUAAACUUCAGAAAGCUUGGACUCGUUCGGACAGAAAAAUAUCUUCUUGCAUGUCGAUUGCCUCGACAACGACCUCUGUCCUGACGACCAACAACCAGGUGUGUCACACGGAGACGACCGAGGUGAUUCUUUUCUGUGACAAGAAGGGGCUGGGAAUCACACUGGAUGGGGGGGUGUUCUCCACAACCCCCCUUACGGAGCCUCCUAUCAUCGCCAUGGUGGAACCCAUGGGGCCAGCAGAUAAGUGUGGUGUGGUACAAGAAGGCGACCGUAUUCUGACAAUCAACGGUGUGGAUCUGGAGGAUAAAACUCUGGAGGAAGUUAACCAGCUUCUGAGAGACUCACGCCCUCGCUGUAUGAUGGAGAUCGAGUUCGAUGUGGCCGAAUCAGUAACACCAAGCUCUGGAACCUACGUUGUGAGAAUACCCAAGAAAAAUGGAGGUCUUGGCAUGACAAUCAUUGCUUCUACCCAUCGUAAACACGGAGAUCCUUUGAUUAUAACGGGAGUUAGGAAAGGAAGUGUAGCUUACAGGUGUGGCUCAGUUCAGCCCGGUGAUAAACUUUUAGCAGUGAAUGACAUCCGGAUGGACAACUGUUCUAUAGAGGAUGCCACCCACCUGCUCGAGUCGUCCGACGAGAUCAUCAAGUUGAAGCUUCGCAGGGAAGACCCGUACUCGGAGGAUGGCCAUGACGAGUCUAUCACCUACACUGUGGAACUUCAGCGGUUUGGUGGGCCACUAGGAAUAACCAUCACUGGCACAGAAGACCCGCUUGAUCCAAUUGUUAUAUCGGCUCUCAUUGAGGGAGGACUGGCAGAGAAAACUGGAGCAAUCCAUGUAGGUGACAAUCUGCUUGCUAUUAACGGCAAGAUGACGAGGGGCAAGCGACUUUCAGAGGCCAUUCGGAUGUUACAAACAGCUGGAGACAUUGUCGUGCUCAAGAUUGCAAGACCAUUGACUCAAACAUCAAAGCAAAAGCUAGCUCAUUCAUAUGAUGAUGACACAAGUAAACGUUCCACACCAAUCCCGAGUGUUGACAGUGCACUUGAAUCAUGGGAUAGCUCUGGGCAGGAUAUUGGCAACAGUAACCCAAAUGGCCAUGCCCUUGUUGUUGCUAUUCCUCAAAGAAGACCAAAGAAACUGGAUUCCACAAGACGAGUGUCGGGUCAUUCUGCCCUGGACAUGGAGGGUAGUGGUGAAGGAAUGGCCGACAUGCAGCUGUCGGAAGACGACUGGGGCAACGACUCCCACAGCAGUGACAGCUACAGCAGCAACGGCGACGCCGACGAGUGGAUGCAGACUCUGAAAGACUUCGAGAAAGGAUCUGGUUCGGAAAUGCUUCGCCAAAUCGGCCUGACUCUACGUGAACGGAGCACCGCCAGUCUGGACCGACGAUCCCGGACCUCUGACGAUACGGACAGAGUGAGAAGACGGAAGUUUCACAGAAUGGACCGAGAUGAUGUGUCACAGGACUCCAUGGAUAGCUACCAACCGCGGAAUGGCAAGUCAUGCUCCAAAGACUCCCUGGCAAACUCCAAGACCAUACAGGAGCACAUGCAGACUAUUUUCACCCCAACGCCGAUCCAGCUGCAUCGCGUGGUGGUUACGAAACAUUCGGCUGUGGAAGAUUUUGGUUUCAGUUUGUCAGACGGGAUGUAUGAGAAGGGAGUGUUUAUCAGUGCUAUCAGACCGAACAGUCCCGCUCACAGAGCAGGUUUAAAGUCAUAUGAUAGGAUUUUACAGGUGAACAAGGUGAGGACGCGAGACUUCGACUGCUGUCUGACGAUUCCGCUCAUCGCUGAGGCAGGAAAUAAACUGAGACUGGUCAUCUGUAGGAACCCACUGCUGCGAGCCAGUCGGGCAACUCGCGAGUCUUGUCUCAUGGACACGGAACACAGUCAGAUAGACCCAUCACAGAUAACACAGGCUAGUGACCAAUCCGUAAAAACUGUUUGAAAUGGACAAUUGUCAAAUAGACCCAUCAGAAAUAACACAAACCUGUGGUCAGUCUGAGAAAACUGCUUAACAUGGAUAAUAGUCUUCAAAAUGGAUUGCUCAGAAAUAACACAAACCUGUGACCUGUCAGUGAAAACGGUUUGAAAUGGACAAUAGUCUUAAAAAUGGUUCCAUCAGAAAUAAAACAAACCAGUGACCUGUCAGUGAAAACGGUUUGAAAUGGACAAUAGUCUUAAAAAUGGUUCCAUCAGAAAUAACAGGCUAGUGACCACUCUGUAAAAACUGUUUGCAAUGGACCACAGUCAAUAGAAGACCCAUCAGAAAUACACAAACCUGUUUGAAACGGACAUUGGUCUCGAAAAUGGAUUGCUCAGAAAUAACACAAACCUGUGACCUGUUUGUGAAAACUGUUUGAAAAGGUCAGUAGUCAAAUGGAUUUAUCAGAAAUAACAUAGACUAGUGACUUGUCUGUGAAAACUGUGAAACAUGGGCUAGCAAGUAAUUACAUAGUCAUUCAUGACAUUGGUGAAUACUUUCAAAGACAUGGACAGUCGUCAUAUAAUGUUUUUCGCUAGUGAAAACUAAACAUUAUUUCUACAUGUUUAAUUGUUAGGAAUUGUUUUAAGGAAUUACAGGUAUGUAAAACAUUGUCAUUCACAAUCAGUUCACAAAAUAAAUAAGACAUUAUGUAGUUACAA
Gigantopelta aegis is the source of this 3902-nucleotide messenger RNA. RefSeq names its product glutamate receptor-interacting protein 1-like. Gene Ontology annotation, molecular function: protein binding. The transcript has 21 exons. Lineage: Eukaryota; Metazoa; Mollusca; Gastropoda; Neomphalida; Peltospiridae. Gene Ontology annotation, biological process: neurotransmitter receptor transport, endosome to postsynaptic membrane. Bases 82 to 3204 code for a protein of 1040 amino acids. The record is from RefSeq and is a predicted model, not a curated record.